UUAGCUCUGUAAAACUUGACGCUGAUCUCUCCGUAUACCCCGUGAUCUCCGAAACAACAUAACAAAGUGGAGGAAAACAUGGCGAGCGGAGAGGAGGCCAGAAGACGCCCCUCGGUUACCUCCUCUUCGGUCGGCCUGGAGGCGCUGUUCCCUGCCGGGACAUCGGAGCAGGUCUGCGGGGACGAAAAUCCGGAGCUCGUCCGCCUGCGGGAGCUCCUUCAGGGUUUGCUAUCGCAGUAUGAGCCCCUGCUGCUAUGGGUGCAGAGGCUGCUGGUCUGGGAGAGGCCGUUGUACAGCAUCUCUGUCGCCCUGACACUCAACACAUUAUUCUGGCUCCUGUCUUCCACCUCCCUGCGCCCUCUGUUCCUGCUAAGUGUGUCCCUACUUGGACUUAUGCUACUGGAGAGAUGGAAGCCCACGUUGCCCAUCAUAACAGUUCAACAGGCAGAGGCUCACCCUGUACCAAGUGAAACAAUGCGCGUUGAGCAGCGUCUGCUCAGUAUUCCCGAGCUCAGCCACCACCUGGCUGAGAGCUAUCUGACCUGCUGUCUGUACCUGCAGGAGAUGCUGCAGUACAAACGACAGAACCACGGCAAGUUCUGUGUGAUGAUGUGCAGUGGCUGCUUUGUACUUGCCGUCGUUGGACAUUAUGUACCAGGAAUCAUGAUCUCCUAUAUUAUAGUCCUGAGCGUGCUCUUGUGGCCACUGGUGGUGUACCACGAACUGAUCCAGAGAAUGUACACGGGCUUGGAGCCAAUCCUGAUGAAACUGGACUACAGCAUGAAGGGAGAUACCGAGCAUCGCAAGCACGACAAGAGGAAGGUGAAGAAAGAGUUUGAGGAGGGGGAUGAGCCAAGAGCCGAAACAGAGAGUGAGAGUGAGGAGGAGCUGUCUUGUUUUGCCCCAACGGUGGAUGUGAAGACAACAGCUCUGGCGAUGGCAAUCACGGACUCAGAGUUGUCGGAUGAGGAGGCAUCCAUCUUGGAGAGUGGAGGGUUCUCAGUGUCCAGAGCCACCACUCCUCAACUCACUGACGUCUCUGAAGACCUGGACCAGCAGAGUUUACACAGCGACCCAGAGGAGGCCUACCUUCGGGAUCUCCCCGAGUUCCCCUCAGUCGAGGAAUUCCCCUCCAUCGAGAACAACCUGCUCCAUUUUCCUCUGCGAGGUUCCUGCCAAGUGGACGGAGCCCAGGCUGGUGCUCAAUCAGAGGGAGAACCAUUGAGCCCCGCCAGCCUCCUUAUCCAGCACCUGGCGUCCCCGCUCCACUUUGUGAACACGCACUUCAAUGGACAUGGACGACCACCAGGGGGUGAGGAGGGCAUAUUGCCUGUGCCAGGCACAGGGGAGGAAGCAGGGAGGAAAGGGGGAGAGGAAAAGGAAGCUGCAGUAACCCAGGGUGCACAGCAGUCCUUGGAGGCUUUGAGCGAGGAGAUAGUGAGUACGGCCAUCUCCACUGUGGUGCAGAACACUCUGUCAGCGCUGCUCCGCUCCAGUGAGGCCAGCGAGGAUCCCUCUCUGGCCGAGUUCCUCCCCACUGAAACCCCACCGGGAGCUCCGGAGACCUCCACUCAACCCACCGACACCACUGCUAACACUACAGUUACUACAAUUGGGGCUCUGGGGCCUGACGAGGAACUGGAAGAGGCAAUCACGACCCGAAGCGGCACAGGCGAGGAGAUGCCUGACGACACACUAGUUCCGACUGAGGAAGAGGACUUUGAGCUUCUGGACCAAAGUGAACUGGAGCAGGUGGACGAAGGGCUGGACGUCAGCUCUGACAGACAGGUGGUGGGAGGAGCUCCAGACACACCUCCCUCUCCUCAACAUCAACCACAGUCAUAGCUUCCCUGUUUCCUUCCCCUGCCCCCACCUCCAAGUGUUUUUGUUUUUAUUUGUAUGUUAGAACUACAUUAUAUCCAUACAUACUGCUAUAUACAAGACAGUUAUCAAAGAGUUUGGCAUUUAAUACUGUUGGUUGUUGAUUGAGUGGCAGAUGGUUGAGAUUACUCAGUCCAUUCUGUUUUCAUAGCCCCAUAUAACAGGGGUCUAUUCAGCCUUGGCACCUGAGUUGUUUUCUAGUCCAGGACCAUCGUUUUAUUGGGAUCAUCAGCUACUAUCAGGUGGCAUUCAUGACACAGGUUUGAUCUGUACACUUAAAUACAAAAACUAGAACGGAAAUCAUCGGUAAUGCAUUUACAGUAGAGUUUGUUGCGGUGUUACACUGCCUGCUGACCUGAUGGUACCAUGUUGAGUGAGAGCAGGUUCAGAGCCCAGCUCGGGUUGAUACUUACAGAGACGUCAUUAUUGUCUGGGGCUGCGUAGCAUUUUAUAUCUGGGCUCUGAGGUUUGAUGGUUUAUCUAGCAUUUAAAUGUGCCUGAUAAUUUAUCAAGCACAUUUCUCACUGCGUAAUGAAAAAACCUGUUCAAAUUCAGUCUCAUGUCAGAAUAAUGAUGCCUUUAUUUUCUACCUUGGCUAACAGCUGAACACUUCCAUCUUGUUUUCCUUCAGAAGCAGUUGUUUAUCUAGAUGGUAUUGUGAAGAGUUGAAAUAUUGGAUUAUAUGACUAUUAAUAUAUACUAUAAAUUAUUUAAUUUAAUGGUCAGUUGAUUGAACUUAAUUGUUAAACCUUAGAGGGAGUUAGAAAGUAAAUUUGAUCCCUUCAGUUGCCCGUAAUGAUUGUACGAUAAGCAAUUUAAUGAUGACACCAUGGACGUUCAGGUUUAAAAAGUAGUUGCGUAUUCCCAGUUAGACUUAGUAAAACAAUAUUAUUAUCCUUCACUGUAUCCGUACCUCCAACGUCUCCAAGCUUACAGUUUUGACAGCAGUAUUCAGUUAUUAGUGGUCUUUCACCUGUUGCCUGGAAAUGGAAACUUAAUUUUUGACAUUGUUGGAUGUUGACGAGUAGUAGAUCUUUACCCAUACACAUAAGUGACUUUGAUGUGGCAAGAUAAAAGAAAUGUUCCCGAAUUUCCUCUUUGUGAUUGAAGCUUCAUUUUUAUCUAUGUGUGUGAUAAGAAUUUCAUUUCAUACAUCCAUACGUAAUUGAUCCAUAUGUAAUUGAAUUUAUUCUUGAUCUGCAACUUUGUUGAAAAACCACAGGCUUCUUGUUAGAUAGGCCCAUCUAUACCCAAGUAUUUGUACAUGUAUAGUCAUCACUGGGAUAUGUAUAUUUACCAAAUAACCUCCUUUGUGCCACGACAAGUCCAUGCAUGCCAUGAAUGACGCAUGUAUUUACUGUAAUAAAUAUUUGAGGUCAAUUUUCAAAAUAAGGUUACCUUUACCAGAGCAGAUUUUUCUCUUUUUGAAGGCACAUAUUACUUAAAUUAUUCACUAUGUAUCUGGCUGCUGCUGGGGAACAUUUUUGAGAUGACAAAAAGGAAUCUAGCACUAUAAUCGACUUCAUCAAGAGGCCUGUUUUUGCUUUUGUAAACCACUCAGCAUCUAAAUCUCAGGGGUGGGUUGUACAAAUUGAAUAUGACAGACAAUGUGUCCAUCUCCCGACUUGUCGUAGUGCAUUGUAUUUGUACUAACCUUUCCUUUUUUUCAGUCAAUGCCUACUUGUGUAUAGUGUAGAAAUGCUAAAAAGGAACGUGUAUAUUCUGCAUGUAAAAACAGCACUCUUUUCAAGUUCUCCUUGUCAACUGACAAAGUACCACAAUUUGUGAGAAAAAAGUCAAUUUGAAUGUUUCAGGUUAAAAGAGUCCAUAUAAAUUCAUUGAUUAAUUACCAACGAGGGGAAUAAAAGUUCUGAUGUGAUGAGACUACCCAACUGUAGAUGGAAAUAGAUGGCAAGUGAUAACAUCAGAUUUCGAGAAGGAUAUUAACAGACUAGUUUGUGUAUGGUAGUAGUGUGUUUUCUGCUUAAAAUAUUGCUUCUUGAACUAUAUAAAAAAGCACUUACUGAACUGUACAAUUUUAAAAAAGGAAUAUAUUUUCUAAUUUCUCCUUUUUCCAUAAAGUACUCAGUUUGAUCUUUUACAUCUAAAAAUAUAACAGCUAUGGAUGAGUUUCACAAAGCGGGAAAGAUUUGUUGUCAUUAAACUGGUAAAAUAAAACAGCAACUCCACAUGUGAAACUAAGAGAAUAAAAGAACAAACUGAAAAAA
Xiphias gladius (swordfish) is the source of this 4109-nucleotide messenger RNA. It is a transcript of the gene retreg2, whose product is annotated as reticulophagy regulator family member 2. The coding region runs from base 79 to 1845 and encodes 588 amino acids. Lineage: Eukaryota; Metazoa; Chordata; Actinopteri; Istiophoriformes; Xiphiidae. The transcript has 9 exons. The record is from RefSeq and is a predicted model, not a curated record.